AUGGCGUCUCGUGACCGGACGAGGUUCCAAUACGAGCGCUCCAUCGGCAAGGAGACCAUUCGCCUUGUACGCAUUCUGACCCGCCGAGACACUCGAAAUGGCCCGUUACGACUUGCACUCGAGGAACACGCCAUCGCCGACCUUCCAGCCUACCGAGCUCUGUCUUAUACCUGGGGUCCGCCCAUACCCAACAACGACAAGACUCUAAAGCCGAAAUUGGCGACAGUCCUCCUCGACGACCAUGAUUUUGACGUAUUCGCCAACUUGCACGAUGCGCUGCUUUGGAUCAGAGCCCGUGGGUCAUGCGACUUAUACUGGAUCGACGCCAUCAGCAUCAACCAGGCCGACGACACGGAGCGCACCGUACAGGUCAGCAUAAUGGACCACAUCUAUAAGAGGGCCGCCCGAGUCGACAUCUGGCUCGGUCCUGUGACUGAGGAACAUCACCCGGUCGAGGUCUCUAGGAUGAUUCGGAUCAUGGCCGACAACGCCAGGAAGAAGUUUGGGUACGACCCAGACACCUCCGCCUUCGACCACGAUGCGCUGCGGCGAUACGGCUUGCAGGAUCUACCGGACGCCGUCUGGCACGCGUUUGUCUCCUUCUUCGACCGCAAGUGGUUCGGCCGCGUCUGGGUCGUCCAGGAAGUCGCACUCUCAAAGGACGCGUGUGUGAUCUGGGGCGACGACACGAUCCCCUGGGAGACAGUGGCUCUCUGCUCCGAUUUUCUGCGCGACAGCCGCCUCUACGAACGGCUUUCCGAGGUUCUCUGUGACAACAGCAGUUUCGCAAUCAAGGACGUCCAUGUCGGCAGCAGCUCCGCAGGUAUCGUCGCGAUCCAGAAAUGUCGUCACGGCAAGCUCGACGGCUGGGACAGCGUGACGCUUGAUCAUAUGGUUGGCGCAUCGGGCAACGGUGGCGAGGCGAGCAUCACCAAGGCGGCGGGGGCACUGGUCUUUCUCAUGCUCCGCCUAACCAUUGGGGUCGAAGCGAGCGACCCCCGAGACCAGGUGUUUGGCCUCCUCGGCAUCCUCAAUCUGCUCCUCGACGUCAGUGAACGUCCGAGAACGAGCCUGGAACCUGACUAUUGCAAACACGCGACUGCUGUCACGGUGUACACGGAAACGGCCACGUUCAUCAUGGCAGAGUGCGGCAACCUCGCGCUGCUGACGGCGGUCCCCGACGAUGCGGUCAAGAAGAUCAAGGGUCUGCCGUCGUGGGUGCCGGACUUUUCGGCAAACGGACCGUCCAUGUUUCUGGCGACGCGGUGGCCGGCCGGCGUGGCUUACUUCGACGCAUGCCGUUCUGCGCCAGCGAAUUACCGCAUCACCGAUGACAAUCUCCUGCACGUCAAAGGAUUCUGCAUCGGCACGGUCUCUCUCCUGGGCACAGUCCACUCGGAGGUCACCACGAACGGGAGCUUCGCACAAUGGGCCGACUUCCUAUUGCAAUGCGACGCCGUGUACGAAGCGACGGGGCAGUGCCGCGUAGAGGCGUUCUGGCGGACGUUGAUCGCCGACCGAGACGGGUUCCAACACCCGGCGUCCGGGAGUCUACAAAAGGCGUUCCACCACUGGAUCACGGACCACGUAGCAUGGGAGGUCUACUGCGCCGUGAAGAAGGGGGCCAACGAGACCGAGUGUCUCGCGCGGUUGGAGAGCAUCCAGAAGCUCGCCACAUCGGACGUCAGCAAGACGGUGCCAUCGCGCGACAAGAUCAUGGGCUGCCUCGACCGGCUCAAGAAGUGCAACAAGGAGAGGGAGGUGAAGAGCGUGUUAGAUGGCUUCAAGCAUCGGUGCCAGGCCUACGUCAAUCUUGCGUUCGAGACGCUAUGGGAUAGACGGCCGUUCCUGAUGGACAGCGGGCAUCUCGGGCUUGGCGGGCAGUCGGUGGAGGACGGCGAUGGGGUAUGGGUCGUGUCUGGCUGCCCGUCACCCCUCGUGCUUCGCGAGAUGCCGGUGUCGUCGGUUUCUGGGCCGUUCUGCUACCAGCUGGUUGGAGAGGCGUACGUGCAUGGCAUCAUGCACGGGGAGGCCGUCGACGAAGGUGCGCGGUGGGAGGAUAUCUGUAUUCAGUGA
Molecule: messenger RNA, 2076 nt
Organism: Colletotrichum higginsianum IMI 349063
Lineage: Eukaryota; Fungi; Ascomycota; Sordariomycetes; Glomerellales; Glomerellaceae
Product: Heterokaryon incompatibility protein
Exons: 1
Coding region: 1-2076 (691 amino acids)
Source: RefSeq, a predicted model, not a curated record